AUGUCUGAAUAUUUGAGUUCCAGCAGCUCUCAAUCUUCAAGCAACAGCAUUUCCUCAUCACAACAGCCAUCACCGUCUUCAAGAUUGCCACCACCAUCUCCUUCCCCUCCACCUCCUCCUCCACCUCCUCCACCACCGCCACCCCCUGCACUACCAUCUCCACCAGCAGAGAUGGAAGUACAAGCUACUGCUGAAAGUUCCAGAGGUCAAAAUAAGGGUAUCUCAGAAUGGAAUACUGGAGUUAAAGUCGAAAUCAAGUUUGAUUCUACCUUCCAACCUGUGGGAGAUAGGGCUGCCCAAUUAAAGUCGCAGUUAGGACAAAUUGUAAGGGAUGGGCAAAGAAUUCCCCUUACAAUAAUUGAUUGGAAGUCUGUUGGAGCUGAAGUGAAAGAUGGAAUAUGGAAAGAAGUUAAGGAUAAUUUGCUGAAUGUUCCAGAAGGAUAUAAAACUGUAUGUUUGAGAUGUUGCAAUAGUCUGUGGAAGGAUCAUAAAAGCAAAACGAAACUCAACUUCUUUGAGAAAAACAAAGAAGAUCCAGAUAUUCUUUCAAAAGUUCCUGCCAAUAUUGUGACAGAGCAAUGGAGUGAGCUAGUUGCCUAUUGGAGUAGUGAGGAAGCUAAGAUGAUAGCAAGAAGAAAUUCUAUCAAUAGGGAGCUUCGUGGACCAGUUCAUACUACUGGUCGAAAACACUUUGCUCAAUUACGAUUUGAGAUGGAGCAAAAUGGAGAAGAAACUGAUAAGAUGAAUGUGUGGAAAAAAGCACGAGACCAGUCAAAACCAGAAGUAGUUGAAGUCAUUGAAGAAUAUGAAAAACGACUUUUAUUAGAACCUGAGGACCAAAGGAACCUUCAGGCUGUCAAAGACCGUAUAUUUCAUGAAUUGAUUGGAGAGGAUGGCCAUGGAUAUUGUCGCACCUAUGGAUCUGCCGUGCCUAGAAGAUUUGUCUACCCACAUGCACCAAAUUCCUCUGAAACCACUGAUGAUAUAAUACAGAAAGUAACUGAAUCUGUGGCAAAAAAGUUUCAGGAUCAGCUUAAUAUGCUACAAGCUCGAAUUGAUUUUUUGGAGAACAAAGAGAAGAGAGGCAUAGAUCAAAAUGGACAGGUUUGUCAUCACAAGAAUAAUUGUUUGAAUAUUUAGCUCUUAUUUGAUGUGCACAAUUUAUUAGAUGGUAUUGAUGAGAUAAUAUAGC
Messenger RNA from Rosa chinensis, 1192 nucleotides. RefSeq names its product FK506-binding protein 5-like. The transcript has 6 exons. The record is from RefSeq and is a predicted model, not a curated record. Bases 1 to 1140 code for a protein of 379 amino acids. Lineage: Eukaryota; Viridiplantae; Streptophyta; Magnoliopsida; Rosales; Rosaceae.